Molecule: messenger RNA, 1176 nt
Organism: Paramecium pentaurelia
Lineage: Eukaryota; Ciliophora; Oligohymenophorea; Peniculida; Parameciidae
Source: the annotation of a GenBank genome assembly
AUGAUAUUUGAAUCUAUUAUUUAUAAUUAACGACAUAUAUUUGAAUUUUAAUAUCAAUUAUUAGAUUAUUAAUAUUAAUUAAAUUUCAAAACACAGAAGAAUUAGCAAUGGUUUUAAAAUUAUAUAAGUCUUUAUUAGUCUAGAGGAGCACCAAAAAAUUAAGUAUUUUACGAUGGAGAUAAAAAAAACUCUAUCAGAACAUACAAUGGUAUUAUUUAUUAAUAUUGUUAGAUAACUCAAAUACCAGAUAAGGAUUCAAAAUAGGAUGGGAUAUAGAUUAAACCAGAAAGGGCGACUCCAAAAUUGCAGGAAAAGUCGGUCAAGAUCAAAGAAAUUCAUACAUACCCUCAUAUCAAGCAUAAACAUAUGUACCAGUUGUAGAAGUAUUCUAUUACAUAAUUAGUAAAAUCAAGAUGAAGAGUAUAUGAAGUAGUUAUACAUUCAAGAAAUGAACAAAAAAUAAGAAUUAGCUGCCUUGUAUAAGCAACCAGAUUAAUAUUACUAGGAUGCUUUAGAUAAUUAUAAUAAUGGAAAAUAAUAUUCAAAUAAUAAUAAUCCUAACACAUAUGAAUAACCAUAAUUGUUACAAUAAUCAAAUAAAUAUGAUCAUUAUCAAUAACCAAAUGAUGAUGAAGAAUUAUAUUCAAAAGUAUCUUUUUAUAAUAUAUAAAUCAAGUACAAAUAAGGAAAUAGUGGUAGUAAAUAAUAGUACAAUGGUAAACCACCAAUUGCCUAAUAUAAUCCUAUCACAGGUAUUGCUUAUGAGAAUGCUUAUACUCAUCAAAGAGUUCAAGAACCCUAAUUAUAAUAAUAAUAAUAAUAAUAAUAAUAGGAUGAUGCUCUUAGUUAAUUUAGUUAAUGUAUUAUAUAUUAUUAUUAUAAUCAUAUAGUGUAAUAACAUAAAGUUACUUCGAUGAAGAAUAAAACUUCAAAUAUUUUUAAUACAGAUAUAUAAGAGACUGAAAACAUUAAUAAUAAUAGAUAAAAUAGUAGAAUUUAAAAUAAAAGAAAAGAAUUGGAUGAUGCUCAAUAUAAAGGAUAUGGUAUGAUAUAUUAAAUGAUUUUUCUUUUAGGUUAAUUUUAUAAGAAUCCAAUUGAACCAAUCCCAACUCAAUAUAGAGAACAGAAAUUCGUUAAUAGAAAUAUGAUUGACAAUCGCAUAUUUCCACAAUGAUU